Ramularia collo-cygni is the source of this 1734-nucleotide messenger RNA. RefSeq lists its product as uncharacterized. Bases 1 to 1734 code for a protein of 577 amino acids. The transcript has 5 exons. Lineage: Eukaryota; Fungi; Ascomycota; Dothideomycetes; Mycosphaerellales; Mycosphaerellaceae. The record is from RefSeq and is a predicted model, not a curated record.
AUGGACGAGAAACACAAUCUGCUCUUCGACGAGGGACUUUCCCACUCGCAGCCAACACAACGCCAGCGCCUGUCGAAUCGACCCAAGACAGUCCUGGUCGCCGCUCUGGCCAUUCUCUCCCUUCUCACCUUUCCGAGAUGGAUGUCGUCGUCUUCCUGCUCUCAUGCCUCCAAGGAAGUGACCUACACUGGCGAGAAGAUUUCCUGGAAGCCGUGUGGCGACGUCAGUGGAAGACCGGUUGAAUGCAGCAACAUUGACGUGCCAAUGGACCAAUUCAACGCCACGAACUCUGGCGAUAAAACGUUUAGCAUUCCGUUGAUUCGGUUACGAGGCAAGGACGCGACGAAGAACUUGCUGUUGAAUCCUGGAGGCCCAGGCGGCAGCGGCAUGGAAUUUGUCUUCAGACGCGGUAAACAGCUAUCAGACAUCGUCGGAGAAGGCUACCACCUCCUGUCUUUUGAUCCUCGCGGCAUCAAUGGCUCCAAACCUGUUGCAUCUUGCUACCCAACUGAGGAGGCCCGCAGGCAGCUAUCCUCGGUGGCUGACUCUGAGCUUGUUCAUGACAGUCCCAGUGUGUACGCAUGGACACAGAACUUUGUGAAGGCUUGUGCCGAUACCAUGGGAGAGCACGGUCGGUACAUCAACACGCCACAGGUCGCUGCGGAUAUGAACAGCAUUCUCGAUGCUGUAGGUCAGACGAACAUGUCAUAUUGGGGAUUCAGUUAUGGAACAGUCCUUGGCCAGACAUACGCCACUUUAUUCCCCGACCGGUCCGAACGCGUAAUCAUUGAUGGUGUUGUCAACAACCACAAAUGGUACAGCGCCGAUCUCGACGCCGAGUCGUUCACCAACACCGAAGAUGUUCUUGAGGGCUUCUUCGACGAGUGCAUCAAAGCAGGAAAGAACUGUACCCUCACCCAGCUUGCAGAUUCCAAAGAGGAGCUGGCGAAAUUGGUCUUCAAAUUUUCCAAGGAGCUCAAGAAGCAGCCGAUCAGCGUUUAUAUCAACAGCACUGUAUACGGAACUCUUGACUAUGCUAGUUUGUGGUACAGUGGAAUAUUCCCGGCCAUGUACAAGCCUGCGACGUGGUACAGCCUUGCAGACAACUUGGCGCAGCUACUCAAAGGUAAUGCCACUGCCGCCUGGCAAGCAUACUCAAGCGACAGCUGGGGCAUCGAAGGAGAAGCCAAUCAAUUCGUCACAUUCUCCGACGCUCUCAGCGGGCCCAGAUACUGGACGCAGGACAGAGAAGAGCUCUUGGAGCAAAUCCUCGAAAUUUCCAACCAGAGUCUAUUCGCUGCCAGCGAAGGGGCAGGCUAUUACGAAAGACAACAAUGGGCGAUUCCUCGAACACACAACUACACUCAAACGCGUGGCGUGGAGACUGCUCACCCUCUGUUGAUACUGUCAACAUCCUACGACCCAAUUUGUCCUCUGAUCUCUGCGGAGUCUGCACACGAGUCUUUCGAGGGCUCGCAGAUUGUUGAGGUCUUGGGUUAUGGACAUUGCUCUGUCGCUGUGGCAUCUACCUGUCUUGCGAAGCACGUCAGGGACUUUCUCUACAACGGCACACUCCCUGAUGGGCACACCAAAUGCGAGGUCGAUAGCGCAUAUUUCAUCAAACCAGAAGAGGAUGGCAAGGUCGUUGCUCAAAAGACCUUUACCGAUCCCGAGGAGGAGAAGAUCCAUCUCGCACAGUUACAGUUGGCGAAAGAUUGGCAAUGGCGAAUCUAA